UAUGUCACACGAUUGUUUGUCAAUUUGUCAUUCACUUGUCACAAUUAAUACGUAAUUUUUGAGAAAAUCAUUGUUGUGAAUAAUUUUAUGUUAUUAAAAGUGAAAUUAGAAAAAUGGUUGAUCCAAUAUUUGAUUAUCAAUUCAGGCUGAUUCUUAUUGGGGACAGUACAGUGGGCAAAAGUUCUUUACUAAAGUACUUUACAGACGGUAAAUUCGCUGAGCUGUCGGAUCCCACGGUUGGUGUGGACUUCUUCGCCAGGAUAAUAGAAGUACAGGAUGGCACAAGAAUCAAAUUACAGCUCUGGGAUACUGCAGGCCAAGAGCGAUUUAGAUCCAUAACAAAAUCUUAUUAUAGAAAUUCCGUUGGUGCUUUGUUAGUGUACGAUGUGUGUAAUAGAUCGAGUUUUGAGCACAUUCCUCUUUGGAUGAUGGAGGCAAAGCGGCAUAUAGAGCCUCACAGGCCUGUGUUUGCUUUAGUGGGGUGCAAAGUGGACUUAGUUGGGGAAAAUAAAAACAGGAGAGAAGUGACUUGUGAAGAGGCUAGAAUGUUUGCUGAAGAAAAUGGACUUCACCACAUUGAAACAUCAGCGAAAACCGGGAGGAAUGUAGAAGAGGCCUUCGUGCUCGUAGCUCAAGAAGUGUACAACCGCAUCCAAACAGGCGAAUACAAGGUUGAGGAUGGUUGGGACGGGAUCAAGACGGGUUUCAACCGCCCCAACGGUAUGGAUUUCAAUUUACUUGAAGCAGAAACAGUCCAGUCCACUUGCUGUUAGAGUUAUAAAUUGUAAUAGCUAUCGCAGACUAAGGUUAAUGUCACAUUAUGGUUAAUUUGUGCUGCCGAGUAUGGGUUUUUACAGUCUUUAGUACAUCUUUAACCCCAAAUUAGUUGGUGUUAGUGAUGUAUAAGUUUUCCUAAGCCUAUAAAGAUGUCUUAGGGUGGGUUGAGUACUGUUUAUAUGGCCAUCAUCAGCUUCUGUCAUCCCAGCUUCCUUAGGACGCAAAGAUGGUGAAUGUUGAUGCAGUGUAAGUUAUGAAAUGAUAAUGUUACUUGUAACUAUUUUGCAUAAAACUUACUUCUGUGGUGCAGUGGUAAUGUGCUUGUCUGUAACUACAGAGGUCUGGGUUCACCAAAACAUGAUGAAGAACUAACUUUUUCUGAUUGGCCGUGGUCUUGGAUGUUUAUCUAUAUAAAUAAAUGUAGUAUUUUGUAACACAAGUUUGGAGGCAAUCCGUGUAAUUUGUCGCGUAUAUAUAUUUUUUUUAAACUCAUAUUGAGGACCAAACUUUGAACUGCAUAGUCUUAUUAUUUCAUUUACUGUCCACAAUUGAACUCGGGACUGCUGUGAAGCAAUUGGGAAUAUUAACUACUGCACCAUGCACCCCGUAGCGAGACACGCGCGACUCCGUUUUUAUUGCGUUAAAAACUAGCCCUGUCUCGCUUUUUAUUAUGACAUGGAACGAGACAGCGAUAGGUUUUCACGCGAUAAAAACAGCGUCGCGCGUGACAUGCUACGCAGGCUGCAGCUUUGUGAAGUAAAAUUGAACUACACGAAUUUAGAAACAUGCAAAAAAGCUAUGAAAGUCAAUUUACAGAGAACAUAUAUACUAUUACUACUAUUAUAUACAUAUAAUCACGUCUAUAUCCCUUACGUGGUGGGCAGAGCCAACAGUCUUGAAAAGAAGGACAAGCCACGUUCCGCUCAGAGGAAACUGUAUAAUAAUCAACUGUGAUUUAACACAACACAACAAACAUACAGUACCUACAUCUGACUCUUAAUCAUCAUGUGAUAAUAGCCUAAUUAUGUAGCAGACAUAAUAUGAAUGAUAUGUACCUCGACAGUUAAAUAUUUAAAUUUAUUAUUUUCACACUCUGAUUCAUGACUUAAAAGUAUUAUGCAAUAGGUUUAUGUGAGACGCUUCGUAUUGAGAAAAGCAGGUCAUUUUUAAAAUUAAUUACUUAUAAUAGUGAUUGUUUAAAUAUUUAUGAUCUUCACAUCACACAAUUAAACUGUUCACUUGUUGAAGACCAGGGCCAUAUUUUACAAACCUUACCAUACGGAUUCGAUCACCUAACCACUCCAAUGAACUGCAUACAUACAUAUGGUCACGUCCAUAUCUCUUGCGGGGCAGACAGAGUCAACAAACUUGAAAAGACUGAAUGGCCACGUUCAGCUAUUUAGGUUAAUGAUAGAAUUGAGAUUCAAAUAGUGACAGGUUGCUAGCCCGUCGCCUAAAAAAGAAUCCCAAGUUAGCCUAUCCUUUAGUCGCCAUUUACGACAUCCAUGGGAGGAGUGGUCCUAUUAUUUUUUGUAUUGGUGCCGGGAACCACACGGCACGGCACGGCAUGAACUGCAUAUUAACAUAUUAUGUCUGCUACUUUUCAACAUGUCUGCAUUUCAUACACUGUAAAUAGCCGACUAUGCAUCUAGUAUAGUUACUAUACGAUGUAACAUUAUUUAAGCAUAAUUGUUAUAAUAACAUAAUAUUUAAGGUGUGGCUGCGCACAUAGACAAUGUGUCUGUAGGGGGUAUGUUACUGUGUCAUGUUUUUUUUUUUUAAUAAUUGAGCAGUUUAAAUUUUAAGAACAGAUAGUUUGCUGUCUGAAAAACGUAAUCUAGACUAUUUGGGGUAAAGUUGCAUAUAUUUCCUGUCUCUAUUCAAGAAAUGUACAUAUAGAUGUAUGUAUCUUCUAGUAAAUAUGUCUUAUAUGUAAUUUUUUAUUUCACACUUCCGAAGAUUAAAGCAACUGUACACGUUUCCUAGGCAUUGUAUAGUAACAUUCCCUAACAGACGCACAGUAAUGUCAAAACUCCAAAAAAUAUUUAUUAUAAUCAGGCCAUAAAAUUAUGUACAUUUUAUGUUUAAAGAGUUGAUUAUUCAUUUCUUGAUUAUUUAUUUAAAUUUCAAGGGAGUCAUUUUAAAGGAAAAGUAGUUUUAUUUCUUUAUUUUGUAAGUAAACAAUGUGACGGUGGAAUAUGAUGUAAAUUUUGCCACUUUUUUUUUGACAAUGGGUGUGUUGUUUUGUAUUCUAAUUUACCAAAUUCGUAAUUUAAAUUUUUUUUUCCGAAAUGGUUAUCCAAUUCACAUUUUUUUUUAAUCAUAAAAUUACUUUUAUUCUGCCAAAGAGAAUGUGAACUCAAUUCACUGAUUUAAUAUAUUUGAAUUUGGAAUACAUAAUGAUAAUAAAUUACUAAUAAAAAUACUAACAUAUUGUUAAGUCAAAAUGUAGUACCUGUGACACUGUGCAUAAUAAUAUGCACGGUAAUUUAAAUUAAGUAAAUACUAAAAAAUAUAAAUUUUCUGUUUUAUAUCUCAUCUGGGCAUGCUCAAGGCAAAUAUUAUUAUUAUGGAUUUAUUUCUUGUAGGUAUUAAAACUAUAUAAAAACACGGAAAAAUUCUCAAUAUAAAAAUGUCUUUGCUUCAUUCGUAUUUUUUAUACAACCAUGAAAACAAACACUUUGGUCGCCUGAUUUCAAGCAGUAAGUAGUUGUAACUCUCAGCCCUUUGCACAGCAAUGACGCUGCCGAAAAACAUAAUUACUUGGACGAAAUUAAAUCGGCAAAUAAUGACUUUGGCCAUGAUGCGUGUAAGUAGAAGCUUAAUUGUUUAUUAAUCAACCUAAUUAUCAUUUGACCUUUGCCUCGGACAUAAUCGCGUCGCCGAUUUAAAUCAAAGUCUUCUUGUGAUGUUUCUAUCGAGCUAGAUGUUUUAAAAGUCGACCUACUACACUUUAUUUGCCCACUUUAGAUCUUUUUCUAACAAUUUCUGAUUGCAUUUUCACCUGGUGAAUUAGAAACUCUUUGCUAACCUUUGUGGCAUAGUUCCGUGCAGGCCUUAACUUUGCAUGUAGUUGACUGACCAACUAUAUUGAAAGUUUUUUAAUACUUUCGUUGUUUGCAACAUGCAUAGGAAAAUGUAGAAUAAUCCCCUUCUAUUUUACCCUGCUCUAAAAAGAGUGCUUCACACCUGCCUACUUGGGCGAAGUCGGGGUAAGAUCGCUAGUUAUUUAAAAUCCGGCUCUCACAUAAAAAUAAAAUUUGGCAACUUAGGUUAUGUCUUAUACGUAACCUUACAUAACACAAAAUGGUUUUCACAAUAGACAAUUAUGAAUUUCCGUAAUCUUCAGCGGUUUCUUGUAUUAUUUGGUGCGUGAGGCCCUGACUGAAUCAUUGUUUAAAUGAUUAUUUUUCCUGCGUUAGAUAUGUGAAAUUUAUUUGGCAAAAAGGGACGGAAGUGUGUAAAGAGACUAAUUUAUUCAGAACUUUUUGUCUGACACGGAAUUAUUUAGUAGGUAUAGAGGAAAAGUAAAAAUUGUAAAGAAUAUUUACUUAUAUGGUUAUUACCCAGGUUAUGGCGCGUGAUUUGGUGCUUUUUCAGACAACAGUAGUGUGUAUGCAAACGCCAUUGUUUAUUUACGAUUUAAGAGGUAUCAGACCAAUUUGUUUGGUGGUUGUAUAAAAAUUACGACCCAUAGAACUAAACUACUACUCUGUCAAGAAAGUAGCGGGAAAAGAUCAAUAAUACACAAACUGUUUGUUAUUCAUCCAAAUUUAUUUUAUCACCUUCAAAAUAUUCUCCUUUAGAAACGAUACACUUACGCCAACGAAUAAUCCAAUCAUCAAAACAUUUUUUAAACGCUGUUUCCGGAAUUGAGGUCAGUUCUCGCCGCGAAUUCUCUUUUAUGUCUUCUACCGAUUGAAACCGGGUGCCACGAAGUGGUAAUUUGAGUUUAGGAAAAAGAAAAAAGUCGGCUGGAGCCAUAUCUGGUGAAUAUGGUGGUUGCUCGAUGGUAUUUGUUGAGUGUUUGGUUAAAAAUUCGUUCACAAUGAUGGCCUUGUGCGAAGGUGCAUUAUCAUGGUGCAAAAUCCAAGAAUUUUCUUUCCACAAAUCUGGCCUUUUUCGUCGGAUUUGCUCUCUUAAACGCCGCAUAACACUCAAAUAAUAUUCCUUAUUUACCGUUUGACCUUCCGGCAAGAAUUCCGAGUGCACAACACCGCGAUAGUCAAAGAAAACAGUCAACAUGACUUUGACUUUUGAACGACUUUGGCGUGGUUUUUUCGGUUUCGGUUCAGUUGGAAGGCGCCACUCCGAAGCUUGUUGACUAGUUUGCAUGUCAAACUCGUAAACCCACGUCUCGUCACCAGUAACAAUGCGUUUCAUGAAUGUUGGGUCGGAAUUGACUCGUUCUAGCAUGUCCUCAGCGACUCUCAUGCGAUUGAGUUUUUGAAAAAAAUUCAGGUCUUUUGGGACUAGCCGAGCGGCAACAUGUUUCAUACCCAAAUUAUUAGUUAAAAUGGUACGGAUCGACUCGUGAGAUACAGAAAGUUCGGUGGCUAUCUCUCUCAAAGUUGAAUGAGGAUUUUCAGUCACUAUUUCCUUCACUUUUGCGAUGUUAACUUCAGUUGCAGACGUUGAUGGCCUACCAGAGCGAGGCAAAUCUUCCAUCACAUCUCGACCGCUUUUGAACGCUUUGUACCACUCAUAAGCACGAGUUUUUGAUAAAGUCGAUUCACCGUAAGCCUUCUGUAACAUUUUCAGUGACUCCGAACACGAUAUUCCAUUGGCAAUGCAAAAUUUAAGACAAACUCUUUGUUCGAUGUUUUUAUCCAUUAUGAAAUUAGCAAUACACACUAGAUAUGAUAUAACUAAAAAUAGCACUGUAUUUAAUGUAAACAACAGAUGCAACUCAAACUCCGCGCCAAAAUGGAAAACAGUUGUGCCAAUCUAACAACAACAAAAAAAACAAAAAUUUGAAUUUGGAACCAUAAAUAAAUAAUCCAUUCCCGAUACUUUUCUGACUGAAUGUACAUCACAAAACAAAGAUAAUUGUAAUAAUUUGAUUUAAUUAAUUUAACGAUGUACCUUAUAAUUGUGCUGUUAUUAUGCUUUAUAUAAAGUUUUUGUUAAUUAAA
This is a messenger RNA of Amyelois transitella, 5912 nucleotides long. It is a transcript of the gene Rab39, whose product is annotated as ras-related protein Rab-39B. NCBI's taxonomy places the organism in Eukaryota, Metazoa, Arthropoda, Insecta, Lepidoptera, Pyralidae. Bases 114 to 773 code for a protein of 219 amino acids. Gene Ontology annotation, molecular function: GTP binding; GTPase activity. The transcript is spliced from 3 exons. Gene Ontology annotation, biological process: Rab protein signal transduction. Gene Ontology annotation, cellular component: Golgi membrane. The record is from RefSeq and is a predicted model, not a curated record.